This is a messenger RNA of Camelina sativa (false flax), 2650 nucleotides long. The record is from RefSeq and is a predicted model, not a curated record. Lineage: Eukaryota; Viridiplantae; Streptophyta; Magnoliopsida; Brassicales; Brassicaceae.
UUCUCUCUCUCUCUCUCUCUCUCUCUCUCUCUCUCUCACUCUCUCUCUCUCUUGCCAUUUUCUUGGUUCAUUGUUUCUUUUAACAACCCAAAGAUUUCAGAUUUGUUAACAAAUUAAGGAUUCCGAACAAUUUGUAUAAGUCAAUGGCUUCUCCAACCAACAAAAAUCCCUCUUUUUCUCCGCCAAUCCCUAACAGACCAAACCCUAAACCCAGAAACUCUGAAGCCGGUGAUCCGUUACGCCGGAGCUUUGGUGGCAACCCUUUUCCGGCGAUUACAAAAGUCAAUAUCCCCUCAGAGUUUACUCGGAGGAACUCUUUUGGUGGAGAAGACAAAGAGAACGAGACCAAAGCUGUUACAACUCCAAAAGUUUCCAAGAACUUCAUGUCACCAACAUUCUCAGCAGUUUCUAAAAUCAAUCCAUGGCCAAGGAAGAGAGUGUUGUCUGAUAAAAACGAAAUGUCUCGGUCCUUCUCUGAUGUGAAAGGUCUUAUCUUGGAAGACAACAAAAGAAGUCAUCACCGUGCUAAGUCGUGUGUUUCGUUUUCAGAUGUCAUACACUCCAUUUGUAUUGAUGAAAAGAUGCAGUUUGAAGGGUCACAUGACAUGACUGUGACUGAUUUUUAUGAGAAGGAAGUUUAUGAGAACAAAGGGAUUACAUAUUCUGAUCCAAGGUUCAGGAUCAGUCCUCGUCCUUCUGUUCCAUACACAUCGCCUGAAUUCGCAGCUCGUGAAGUUGAUACUACAUUGUUGCCUCCUUAUGAUCCGAAGAAGAAUUAUUUGUCGCCGAGGCCUCAGUUCCUUCAUUAUAAGCCGAAUCCAAGAAUCGAGAAGCGUUAUGAUGAGUGCAAGCAGCUUGAGGAACUUUUCAUCUCUGAAAGCUCUUCUUCGGAAACUGAAUUGUCUGUAGAAGAAUCUGAUACAUGUGAGGAACAGGACAAGGAUGGAGCUGAGGCAGUAGUAGAAGAUGAAACUGAAGACGUGGAGCAAUUGGAAGCAGAGAGUGAUCAAGAAAUGGUUUGUGAGAGCGUUAAAGAAACAAGUCAGAUUCCAAAACAGUCUAAUUUCAGGAAAUUCAAGUUCCUUGGUUGGUUUUUGGCUUUGGCCAUGGCGUGUUUGUUGGUUUCAGCGACCUUUUCUUCACCGAUGAUUUCAACUUUCAACGAGUUCCAUAUCACAAAAGAAAUCACAGAGUUUGCAAAAGCUAAUAACUUGGACAAGGUGAGUGAAAAGCUCUGGACUUUGACAGAAUCAUCACUUGUGUAUAUGGAUAAGCUGAUCUCAAGUCUUGGAGGAGGGAAUGAGGAAUAUGGUCAAUUCCAAUUUCAUAACUUGACAUAUACUCUGGAGGAUAAUACUGUUUUCAAGCCAACAAGUGUUGAAACCAAUCUUUUAGAUGUCUAUGGAGAGGAUGGUUCUGUCAAUGUCUAUGGAGAGGAUGGUUCUGUCAAUGUCUAUGGAGAGGAUGGUUCUGUCAAUGAAGAACCAUUACAAGAGAAGAGCACAGUUGAAACCAAUCUUUUAGAUGUCUAUGGAGAGGAUGGUUCUGUCAAUGUCUAUGGAGAAGAUGUCUAUGGAGAGGGUGGUUCUGUCAAUGUCUAUGGAGAAGAUGUCUAUGGAGAGGGUGGUUCUGUCAAUGUCUAUGGAGAGGAUGGUUCUAUCAAUGGAUCUGACCUAAAGAGUGGAGGAGAGGAGAAAUCAGAUGGGGAUGCAGAAACUAAUGAAUCUGAUGAACAGACUGAGGUGAGAUGGAACACAGAUAUAGAGUUAAGUGAAACUGAAGGGAACUUGAAAGCUCUUUCCGACAAUGGCUUCAAGUGGAACACUGAAGAACAGAGAGAGUCUGAGGUGAGUCCUAAAGAAGAGCUUGAAACAGGCUCAUCCAAAAAGGACCAGGAGAAGCUGGAAGAAGAUAUAUCCGAAGCUAUCUACAUUAACCAGCAUGUUGAAUCCGUUGCCAUCAAUCUCCACCAGCAAAGAGAGAGUGAGAUACUUGCUGCUGAAAGUGGAUCAGAAGAAGAAAGUUCUGGAGAAAUUGGUGAUGAUCUUCUUCAUCUUGAAGGAAGUUCUACUAACAAGGCUGAUAAUGAUUUAGCCAAAGCUGAUGCUAAAAGUGGAACAGAAGAAGCUUUUGAGGAAACUGCAGCAGAAACUAGUGAUGAUCUUCAUCCUGAAGUAAGGUCUGAUAAUGAUUCAGUCAAGGCUUUGAUAGUUAUGUCCUCGGCUGUGCUGGCUAUACUCGCAGCGGUUGCUUACAUAUACGUUAAGAAGGUAAAACCUAUGGCUGCAUUUGCUCCUGAACCAGACGCUGAGACCAUCAUCGAGGAUGUAGUACCAGUAGAUAAUCUGACAAAAGAAAAGCUUUCUGCACUUAAGUUCGAGGCCGAAGAAGUUGAUGACAGAAUGAGCAACAGUUUCCACAAGAAGAGCUCGUUCCACAAAGAACCUCAAAGUGAAGGAUGCAAGAAGAAUACCAACAGUAGCAGUAGCAAGUUGAGGAGAGAAUCGAUGGCAUCUUCAGCAUCAGAAUACUCUGUUGGCUCCUUUUCUUAUGGAAGUUUCACAACUUAUGAGAAAAUACCCAUCAAAAGUGUAAGUACCAUCAUCAAAUCAGUGAUCACUUGAAGUACAAAGUUUUUGCAUCGUUUUUA